CAUGGCUGUACUGAUCGCAGUGAGUUCAUUAUCGGUCUUAUCCGAGGCCUCGGAGGAAAUCUCAAUAUGAAGUCUAGGAAUGAUUUUGCUAAAGAGGUUUUCAACUGGGCUAGGGAAUCUCCACCUGAUCCACGUAAACCACUGGAAAACCUAUUAUGACAAUAAAACUGGACGCUUAAUGUCCUACAACCUGGAAAAAAACCAGAUAACUUAACUAUUGAAGAUUUUAGUAAUCCUCAGGCCCUUCCAGUUAUCAGAACCCUGACAUCCAGAGAGGGCUUGACUACUUCAGACCAUGGCUUGGCUCUGACACCAAACAGCCCUUUAUACUGGUUGGACCAGAGGGCUGCGGGAAGGGAAUGCUUCUUCGUUAUGCAUUUUCUCAGCUCCGCUCCACGCAAAUCGCCACGGUUCACUGCAGCGCUCAGACGUCUUCCCGCCAUGUCUUACAGAAACUGACACAGACCUGCCUGGUAAUCAGCACCAACACUGGUCGAGUCUACAGGCCAAAAGACUGUGAACGGCUUGUUCUCUACUUAAAGGACAUCAAUCUCCCCAAACCUGACAAGUGGGGGACAAACUCACUGGUAGCAUUUUUACAACAGGUUUUAACAUAUCAUGGUUUCUAUGAUGACAAUCUUGAAUGGGUUGGCUUAGAAAAUAUUCAGAUCGUGGCAUCCAUGUCUGCCGGUGGCACUAUUGGG
This is a messenger RNA of Staurois parvus, 704 nucleotides long. NCBI's taxonomy places the organism in Eukaryota, Metazoa, Chordata, Amphibia, Anura, Ranidae. The record is from the annotation of a GenBank genome assembly.